ACACAAAAUCCUUCAUGAAACCCUCUGUCUCUCUCUCUUCCUCUUAGGGUUUUGAGUAAAUUUGCAGAGAAAUGGAAGAUUUCAAUGGUUUAGGGUAUGGGGACACCUUCUGUUCACCCCAUGAUCAACAGGCAAUGUCCGGGGGGAGUAAGUACGGAGGUUUGGUGCCAAGGAAGAAGCCCUUGAUCUCAAAGGAUAAGGAAAGAGCGUUCUUUGAUUCAGCGGACUGGGCCCUAUGCAAGCAAGGGGCUGGUGGAGGGCAUCAUAAAACAAUGGCAAUGGUGGAGACUCUGCGACCGAAACUACAGAGAACCCAACGCCAGCAGCUUCCUCCUCGGCGACCCGCUUGCACCUCGGGACAAGACAACCUUGUACCGGAAGAUUGAUAUUUAUAUUUCCAUUAAAUAAUUAAAAUGACGUUGGAGCUUACUUCGUUGCCUUUUUAUUUUUUUAUUUUUAUUUUUAUUUUUUUGAGAUUGUCUUUUUCUUCCAUAAUUAGCUGAAAGGAAAUGUGUAAAUAAACUAUUUAUUUAGUAACAAAUCAACGGAAAUUUUAUGGGUUUA
This is a messenger RNA of Cucurbita pepo subsp. pepo (vegetable marrow), 564 nucleotides long. RefSeq lists its product as uncharacterized. The record is from RefSeq and is a predicted model, not a curated record. Lineage: Eukaryota; Viridiplantae; Streptophyta; Magnoliopsida; Cucurbitales; Cucurbitaceae.